CCAAACCCUAGCUCAGACCCCUCCCUCCUCCCCAUCUCCUCGCCACCACCAGCUCCUCCCCGUCCUCGCCCCCCUCCCGAUACAGUCCUGCCUCCUCCCCAUCUCCGACGGUGUCGCCCAGGCCAAGGGUCCCAACACCACCGCCGCCCCACCUGGUGCACUGCUGGCCGCCGCUCCCUGAACCUGAGGAGCUACACGCCCUCCCGUCGGUGGUGUCGAUGCCGGCUCCUUCCACCGCGUCGCCACCCUCGCUGGGGGUCGCUCGACGAGGACGCCCAGAAACCCUAGACGGACCGUCCCUCGCCUGCUUCCUUCCCCGACGCGACAGGCGAAUCCAAGUUGAGUUCCGCCGGAUCCGCCCUGCCUUCCCCGCUCGCUUCCUCGCCCUCCCCGCCUCCAAGGUGACCCGGCCCCUGGACAGGGUUACAGGGAUCCGGGUUUCAUCCACACCACGUUCCUCAAGGACCUGUGGCCAAACAGAUAGUAUUCAUAUCAGAUUGGGCACGAGCUACAAAGCGGGACGAUGGCGUGGGGCAAGGCCGCCACCUUCCGCGUGUCCCCCUACCAGGGCCAGGCCUCGCUGCAGCGCGUCGUCAUCUUCGAAGAAAUCGCCUAUGCUGCUAUCUACUCUAAAAUUUAGUCUCCGAGAAUUUUUUCUUCUUACUUCUCAUUCACCACCUGAGAGGCAUACAUAACUGAACAGCUUCCAUGAGCACAGUGGCAGAAAAAUAGAGCUAAAUGGCUAAACAGAGUGCCUGUUUCAACCAAAAUUUACAAUCAACAGUAAUUAAUACAGGAUGCUAAAUAGUACCAACCAUUGGAUAUGCGUGUCAGGCUUGUGCGCCAUUAGAUAACUGAACUUGUCCCUCGCUUGUUUGGUGCCGAUAGAUGUAUGUGUGAAAACUUUUCCUCCUUCUAGCACCUGAAAUAGGACUAGAUAUCACUUUGUGAACAUAUUUUGUGGUGGAUUUUAUGCUUGCUUGCCUCUAGUUUGGAAAUAUAGUGUUUGUUCGAGUUC
Molecule: messenger RNA, 1018 nt
Organism: Hordeum vulgare subsp. vulgare (domesticated barley)
Lineage: Eukaryota; Viridiplantae; Streptophyta; Magnoliopsida; Poales; Poaceae
Exons: 3
Coding region: 219-695 (158 amino acids)
Source: RefSeq, a predicted model, not a curated record